AUGGCCAUGCGGGCUCCCUCCGACAAGGUUGUUCUGUUAACGUGAAAUUUAGUUCAAAAAUUUAUAUUGAAGCGUGUGCCGGAAGCUUUGAGGCGGUAUCCGUUGGAGGAUUUCCCGAACUGGAACAUUGCAUAUGGAGAAAAGUGAUUGUAAAUCCACAUUUGGUGUGAUUUUGUCUGACCAGAUAUCAUGUCGCGGCACCUGUUGAUAAACUUCUUGGCGAUUGGGCUUUUCAUUUGCGAUCGCACAUAACGUCGUUGAUCCUCGCCGGCAAUCCUGCGAUUUCAUUUUUACAGGUAAUUGGGAAGAAUUGUUCACAAAAAUUCGCACUCAAAUAAGUUGGGGUCAUUAUAAACUUAUUCCCAGUGCAAGUCUGAAAAUUGGAAAAAAAUUUUUGAUCAAAGGGUUCAUUUGGAAUAUUCACACCUUUUUGAAACGUGAAAAGCGAUUUUAUGCACCAAAAUGACUGGCUUGAGAAAUCCCUAAAGUGAACACUCCAUUCAUUUGUUUUCAGCGCUCAGAAAUUUUCUCGUUUUCACGGCUAGCUUGGGAUAUCAAUGUCUGGAUCUAUACCAAUAAAAGGCUAUUUUAAUCAUUCUCUCAAAUUUCUUCAAUUUCGAGAUAACGUCUAAAAUCAGCCGUGAAUAAGCAAAUAAAGCAGAGGGAAACAAAACUUUUUUUUUCACUUAGCCAGUUGCUUUUUUCUGCUUACCAAGAGACACGUUGUAUGAAUUUCUCGCUUCUGCUGCCGUUAAACUCGCCGCGAAAUCCAUUGUCCCUUUUGUUUUUUAGAGUUUUCGGUCGCCGGCUCUCACGAAAAUCGCAUUUCUGUUCAGUUUCCUCGGCCUCGAAGAGUUCUUCACGCUCCUGAUUGUCGCCCAGGCGAGUCACUGUUUUUAUGAUUUUAUUUUUGAGGUAUUCCGAAAUUUUGACGGGUUGAUAAGUGUAUUGAUUGAUUUUUUUUUGUUGUUUUUCGAUUUGGUUUUUAAAAAGUGAAUUUUUGAAGUAUUUGAACCUAAUUUAAUUUUAGAAAUGAUUCCGAGAAAAUCAAAAAAGCCGUCAAAUAAAGAAAAAUACAGCUAGAUUUUUGAGAGUCAGAGAUAAUUUGGAAUUUCGAUUUUUUUGGGUCAAAAAAAAAUAAUUUUUGAAUUUUUUUCUUACCAAGCUUCUAAUGUAACAUUUGGUUGAGUAGAAAAUUUCCAUUUUGAGAGAAACAAAUUAAUUUUAACACUUCAAAAAGCCUUCUAAAAAAAUGAAAAAAGAACUAAGUUGAUUUUUAAUCCAUGGGUACGUUCAUUUUAUCGUUUCUGCCGUGUUCCAAAUGAUUUUUUUCGAAGUUUUUAAAAAGCGUGAAAAAAAGAUAACUAAAUUUUUAGAGAGACAGAGAUAAUUUUAAUUCUUGCGAAAGUUACUUUCAACACGUCACAGCUUUUGACGUGAAACAUGAAUAAUGAGAAAAUGUCCAAUUUUGUUUUUGUGAGGUAAAAAUUCAUUUUACCACUUCAAAAAAUCUAUAAACCGUGAAAAGAAAGCUUCAAGUUGAUUUUCAUUUGUUUAUCGAAUCGUUCAAAUUUUUGUUUCCUUCUUUUCUUUUUAAUCAAUUUAUUCGGCAGAAGUUACUGAUUUUUUCCAAACUUGUUCAGUAUUUUUAUAACGAAGUAAAAAAAGUUGUGAAAUAUUUACCCAUCCGUGAGUCAUGUUGUAAAGUGCAAGAAAGCACUUAAAUAUCACACUUUUACCCAUUUCUAUAGCUUUUAUCUUGGUUCCAUUUUUCUUUCUCUCUGAGAAAUGAUGAAAAUUUUUUCCAAAUCCAUUUUCUUCAAUUUUUCCCCUUUUUUGAUUUUUCCAAUAAAAAAAAAAGACCGUCUGACUUCAAAAUCUCUCAUUUUGGAGUGAUAUUACUAAUCCUUCCAUGAACCUGAAUAAGUAUUGUCUCGGGCCAGUCGCAAUAGAAUAUUAUCGAAAUUUCAAGAUUGAUCUUUAGUUUUUGGUCAAAAUUUGGUCUCUAAUCGAUUUUGAGCGUGUUCCUAGCUCAUAAAGUUGAUUAAAAAAAAAACAAGAUAACUGAUUUGAGUUUUUGGAAUAAUCGGAAUACUUUUUUGUCUGUAGUUUGAUCACAACUGGCUUGAGUCAAUAUUUGAUGAUGGUCUUCCCACGAUUAGAGAAAGAGUGCAUGAAAAGAAGAGGUUCAGACGUCUCUGUAGUAUUUUUGGUUGCAGGGUGGGGUUAAUGAAGUCUGAUUUUUUAAUACUUAACUUUAAAAUAACUUAUUUUCAAAUUAUUGAGGGAAACUCCAAUUUCGCAUUCAUCAUUUCAUCUCAUUUUAUCAAAGUAAGAAUUUUUUUUUUUUGAAGAAAUCGAAAUUUAAUUUUUCCUUCUUUUAAUUUUCACGAUUUUCGAAGUGCCCAAAGUCUCUGAAGUUUGAUUUUGACUUAUUCAUGGGUGUCCUCUUUAAAAGCUCUUUUUCAAAUCAUGAUUAAUUUUAAAAAAUAAUAUUUGGAAAAAUCCCAUAACUCAGUGAUUUCAUUUGCUUAAAUCAGUGAUUUUUUUAAAAUCUUCAUUUAGAAAAAUUUCCACAAAAGAUUUCUUAGGCUAUGAAGUUGUGAAAAAAAUGAUUAAAUAACUUUUUCUAUUAUUCUGUAGGUAUGGCUAUUCGACGCCCAGUUGGGACGGCUUCUUUCCGUGCUCCUUUCACUGGGCUUCUUCAUUUCCGGAAGCUUGAAGGUUUUUUUUCAUCUAUGA
Messenger RNA from Caenorhabditis auriculariae, 2742 nucleotides. Lineage: Eukaryota; Metazoa; Nematoda; Chromadorea; Rhabditida; Rhabditidae. The record is from the annotation of a GenBank genome assembly.